Molecule: messenger RNA, 1363 nt
Organism: Platichthys flesus (European flounder)
Lineage: Eukaryota; Metazoa; Chordata; Actinopteri; Pleuronectiformes; Pleuronectidae
Gene: tnfrsf18
Product: tumor necrosis factor receptor superfamily, member 18
Exons: 7
Coding region: 53-841 (262 amino acids)
Molecular function (GO): protein binding
Source: RefSeq, a predicted model, not a curated record
GGUUUCUCUGAAGUGUUCGGUUGCAUUUAUAUAUGUGCUGAGUAUUUGGACUAUGGGAUAUGCUGGGAGCUGUGGUGAGCAACAGACUCCGAACGACGGUCUGUGCUGUGACAAGUGUCCUCCAGGUGAAUAUAUGAAGGAGUUCUGCAAUGCGGAUACUAAAACUGUGUGUAGCCCCUGUCCUGAGGGCUACUACUCUGAUCACUUCAACCUCUUUGACAGAUGUGAGAAAUGCCAGUCAUGCCCUCAUGAAUAUGAUGAGAAAUGUACACCAACCACAAAUGCUAAAUGUUCGUGUCGCUCGGGUUUCCUGUGCUCCAGCAACGAGUGUUUGACUUGUGAGGAAAACAAGUGUGUUGCAGGGGAGAUAGUGAACAGAACAGACAUUCCCCAAAGUGGACAGUUGAUUAAGUAUACCUACAGUUGUGAGGCUGCAUGUACUGCUCAUGCCUAUUUCGACGUGAAAGAGCAAACCUGCAAGCAAAGGACACAGUGCAGUGCAUUUGGACUCGCUGAACUAUUUCCAGGAAACAAAACCCACGACUCAGUUUGUGAUAUUUGUGCACGGAUGCACUGCAAAGGAGGAGACUCCAGCAAUACGAUUCUUGGCAUUGGCUUCCUGCUGCUCUCUGUCUGCUUCCUGGCUAUUCUGUCUGCUGUCUGUGUAAAGAAUCUGAGGAAGUAUAGAGCAAAAAACUAUCCUGUGUUAGGUCUCAGCACUGCAGACUUCCCCCUGCCGAAAGAGGAGUGUGGACUCCAGCUCAGUAUUUCCGAUGAAUGCAAGGAGUGCAGCCAUUUGGACGAACUCCAUCAGGGAAAAGUCCCCAUUCUUUGUACUUAAGGAGAAGGUGACCAGACUGGUUGGCUCCAUCUAAAGAUUUUGAUUAUAAAUAGAAUAUAAUAGUGUAAUUAGAUAUAAAGAACAGGCAAACCUGUGAAGGUUAUAGGUGCUUUAUUUGAUCUCCAAACCAAGAGGAUAUAGCUGGACAGGAAGCUGAAGGAUAGCUGGACAGGAAGCUGAAGGAUAGGUUCACUGGUUCCUUCCCUAUUAGCAGUGCUCUUUAGGAGAUAGCAACAACUUCCUGGAAUAGUUUACCUGAGGACUGUUUUAAAAAUCAGUUUUAAUUUUCUUCUACAAAUAGGUUUUACUUAUAUGUUCUCCGCCUAGUCAUUUUAUUUGUUGUUAUUGAUUUUAAACAUUGAUAUAUAGUACUUGCUUUGUAAUGAUAUAGUAUUUUGCUUGGUGUCUUUGAUGGUUUGUUUUCUUGCUUUUAAUCGUCCUCUUUGCAAAGUAUUUUGUCACAGCUGUUUUUGAAAGGUUCUAUGUAUAUAAAGAUACUAUUUUUAUUAUUAUAAGCAUGUU